This is a messenger RNA of Fulmarus glacialis (Northern fulmar), 1770 nucleotides long. Its product is annotated as rap guanine nucleotide exchange factor 6-like. Lineage: Eukaryota; Metazoa; Chordata; Aves; Procellariiformes; Procellariidae. Gene Ontology annotation, biological process: positive regulation of ERK1 and ERK2 cascade. Bases 1 to 1770 code for a protein of 589 amino acids. The transcript has 8 exons. The record is from RefSeq and is a predicted model, not a curated record.
AUGGCUCUUGCUUACAGGAAGAAGAGGUGGAGAAGUUUGGGAUCUCUGAGCCAGGGCAGCACAAACUCGAACAUGCUGGAUGUACAGGGAGGUGCUCACAAAAAACGUGCCCGACGCAGCUCACUUCUGAAUGCCAAGAAGCUGUACGAGGAUGCCCAGAUGGCGAGAAAGGUGAAGCAGUACUUGUCCAACCUGAAUGUAGAGACAGACGAAGAAAAGAUCCAAAUAUUGUCACUGCAGUGUGAGCCUGCAUAUAGCACUCUGACAAAGAAUUUAAGUGAGAGAAGAGGAGCGAAAUCCUCAGAAAUGUCUCCAGUACCCAUGAGAUCAAUUGGCCAAACCACUAAAGCCCAUCAGCAUCAACAAAACAGGAUGAGUCAAGUUCUUCAGGUUCCAACUGUGAAUUUAUACCCCAGUAGGAAAAAGGGACUGGCAAAGGAUCAUGUCACAUUCAGUACAGGCUCCCCACAGAAAUCAUUAAGCUUGUCUGAGGAAGUAAAUAGUAAGAAACAAACAGAUGACACUAUGUCCAUGGCAUCUUCUUUGCACUCCAGCCCACCUGCUUCUCCUCAGGGCUCUCCACGCAAAGUUGGUAACAUCCAAAGGUCGGAUAACUGCAGUCAGAUGAAUCUCUCUGGCUCUUCCUCAUCACUCGCCAGUGAAACCAGCAACAAGAACAGUGGACAGCGCAGCUACGGAAUAGGCUACGCCCUCAUACCUUCCACUAAAUCUGAUAACUUCUCGGACUCCAGUCACAGUGAGAUUUCAUCCCGGUCCAGCAUCGUGAGCAACUGCUCAGUGGACUCGAUGUCGGCAGCGCUGCAGGACGAGAGGAGUUUGUCCCAGUCUCUCAUUGUGGUGGAUUCGGGGGGGGCAGAGAGAAAAGAGCAUCCUCAGCCGCUGGCUGAUUACGGGCAGCCGUGCCCAGGCUGGUCAAUCACUAGGCCUGCUCUCAUCAGAGGGAUGGCUUUCACGUCCUCCAUGAGCAACGAGGAGAUCUCCCAUGAACAUAUCACGGUAGAGGCAGCAGAUAGCGGCCGGGGAAGCUGGACUUCAUGCUCAAGUAGUUCUCAUGACAACUUCCAGAAUAUCCCAAACCAGAAGAGCUGGGAUCUCCUCAAUUCUUACCGUCACACCCAGCUGGACGGACCUAUAGCUGAAGUCGAUCCCACAAACUGUUACUCUGAGGAGGCUUAUUUGUAUUCUGAAGCCUUUUCCAAAACCAACAGGCAGUCGAAAGCCAGCGUGGAGCUCGAUCAGUCCCGGCAGAGCUGGGCCUCCUCCAGUUCCCUGUCGGACACCUACGAAACAAACUAUGGGACAAUUAAGCGGAGGGGGCUGGAGAACUCUACAGCAGAGCAGACGGAGGUUUUGGACUCUAAACCAGGCACUGAUACAACUUACAAAACUGUUACUUCGAGUACAGAAAAAGGCCUGAUAGUGUACUGUGUCACCUCACCUAAGAAGGACGAUAGGUAUAGGGAGCCACCGCCCACCCCUCCGGGAUAUAUGGGGAUUUCUUUAGCGGACAUAAAGGAAGGAUCGCCCCACCACCCACACCUAAAACCUCCAGACUAUAGUGUGGCAGUGCAGAGGUCAAAGAUGCUGCACAGUGACCUCUCUAGACUUUCAUCAGCUUCUCUCGGUAGUGAACCGGUGGCCUGUAUUUCAUCGAAGAUGCCUCAGUGGCAUAGUCGGCAGCCGUCCAACCCCAAACUAGCAGAUAUGACUGACGCAGAUAGUGAAGAGGAUGGUAUGUGCAACACCUGA